CCGGACGUACUUGGUGUACAUCGAGACGCUGUUCUACCAGGAGAACUACAACACCUUCAUCGUCCCUUACGUCAACGGGUUCCUGACGAUCCUCUCGUCCCCGUUCCCGUUCGCCGUCAUCCUCGUCUGCACGUCCGUCAUCAUCGUCAAGCUGUCGCUGUCGUCGCAGACGUUCAGCGGCUUGUCGCGCCAGACCAAGUCCAAGCGGACGCAGGAGCUGAAGUCCGUCAAGAUGACGCUCGUGCUGUGCCUGUCGAUAUCCUUUCUGAUGCUGAUGCCGACGAGCAUCUUUGAGUUCAUCGCGUUCUUCCACGAGGACACGCUGAACAACCUGACGACGAACGAGCUGAACGCGAUCUUGAUCUGCCUGCAGAUACCGUACCAGCUGAGCGCGUCGAUCAAUUUCAUCAUUUACGUCACCACCAGCAGUAAGUUCAAUAAGACGUACAGGAAGCUGUUCUGUUAG
This is a messenger RNA of Lymnaea stagnalis (great pond snail), 466 nucleotides long. NCBI's taxonomy places the organism in Eukaryota, Metazoa, Mollusca, Gastropoda, Lymnaeidae. The record is from the annotation of a GenBank genome assembly.